UCUGGUUCCAGAACAUUCCUUACUGCAGUAUAUAUACCUCAAGGAACCGUUGCUCUUCAGCAGGUCAGCACCAACGAGACGCAGAGAAGAGCACCAGAAGAAACUGUCCAAGAAUGAAAAUCACAAUCGUUGACAACACUAUGAAAACCUUUCAAGACUUCCAGUGUUGUGUGAACCGAAAGCAAGGAUGUGGAUGAGCACUCUCAUCAUUUCGUGGCUCCUGGCUGUAGCCUCCGCCACUGAGGAGAAGAAGCUGAGUAGCCAUGCGAGCUCCUUGGCAGAUACCAGCUCCAACCUGGCUUUCAACCUCUACCACAACUUAGCCAAAGAGAAGAACCAGGAGAACAUCCUGAUCUCCCCAGUGGUGGUGGCCUCUUCCUUGGGCCUGGUGGCCCUUGGCAGCAGAUCCUCCACCGCCUCCCAGGUCAAGACCAUCCUGAAUGCCAGCGCCCUACAAGAUGAGCACUUGCAUACGGGCCUCUCUGAGCUCCUGCAGGAGGUCAGCAACCCCGUUGCCCGCAACAUCACCUGGAAGAUAAACAACAAGCUCUACAGCCCCAGCUCCGUCAGCUUCACCGAUGACUUCGUGAAGAACAGCAAGAAGCAUUACAAGUAUGAGCACUCGAAGGUCAACUUCCGUGACAAGAGGAGUGCCAUCAGCUCCAUCAAUGAGUGGGCAGCCAAGUCCACUGAUGGCAAGCUGCCAGAGGUCACGAAGGAUAUGCAGAACACCGACGGUGCCGUUAUGGUCAAUGCCAUGUUCUUCAAACCUCACUGGGAUGAGAAGUUCCACCACAAGAUGGUCGACAACCGUGGAUUCCUCGUGAACCCCUCUUACACCCUAUCUGUCCCAAUGAUGCACCGCACAGGUCUAUAUGGCUUCUAUGAUGACACAGAGAACAGGCUGUUCGUGCUCAACAUGCCAUUGGCCCACAAGAAGUCGAGCAUGAUCUUCAUCAUGCCCUACCAUGUGGAGCCCCUCGAGAGGCUGGAGAAACUCCUCACACACGAGCAGCUGGGCACGUGGACAAGCAAGCUGAAGGAGAGGGCAGUGGCCAUUUCCCUGCCCAAGGUCAGCAUGGAAGUCAGCCACGACCUCCAGAAACAUCUGGCAGAACUUGGUCUCUCUGAGGCAGUAGACAAGUCCAAAGCAGACUUGUCGAAGAUGUCUGGUAAAAAAGACCUGUACCUGUCCAACGUCUUCCAUGCCUCCGCUUGGGAGUGGGACACAGAGGGCAACCCCUUUGAUGCCAGCAUCUUUGGCUCAGAGAAGCUCAGGAACCCCAAGCUCUUCUAUGCUGACCACCCCUUCAUCUUCCUGGUGAAGGACAACCAAACGGACUCUAUCCUCUUCAUUGGCAGGCUGGUGAAGCCCAAAGGUGAAAAAAUGAGGGAUGAAUUGUAGUUUUUAGCUGUGCAGCUUUUGUAUGGCUUUGGGGUCAGGGGUUGUUUUGUUUUUGCUAUUGUUUUUGUUUGAUAUUCUAGUUAUGGUGUGACUGUUACCUCAUGAGCACAUUCCAGUAGAAUCUGCACCAUCAUUUUCCCAAGCAUAUUUCACAACUGAGAUAAAACUACCGUAGUGUCUAGAUGUGUUCAGGUAUCGGUAAGUGUUAUUGCAAACAUGAGCUGCACCAGGUGCAAAGGAAUUGGAUACCUACAAAUGUAUCCACAGGUUUCACAUCAAUUGUGAUGGAGAAUACCUCCAAAAGAAUACCUCCAAAAGAAUACCUCCAAAAGAGAAAAAUAGGUACUGUACCCUUAAAAAAAAUCUGAAUGAGCAUUAAAGAUGAAUAAAACUGUACCUUCCAUAAGAUCACGAGGGUACAACACCAGGAAGUGGGUGCGCCAUCACUACAUACUAUCUAGUCGCCCUGUCCUGAUUCAGUCCUGAUGAAAUUCCUGAUGAAAUUCCUGGGUUGGAAUGCAUAUCCAAACAAUAGAAGGGAGAUCCUGGCAGAUCCCAGUACAGGAAAUAACUGAAUAUCAGUUUAUAUAUAUAACUGAGGCCAUUCAGUUGCUUCUCCUUAACAGAGAUUAAACCAGAAGCUGGAGAUAAAGGUCUUUAUGGUGAGAUAGGGGGAACGUUACCAUAUGCCUUAUUAAGCGUAUAGUGAGUUCAUCAGAAUAGACGCUAUACUUAUAUUAAGUAUGACAUUAUUGAUGUUGGCCUAGUGGUAUUGAGGUUUUUUGGGGGGUUUUUGCCUGUUGCUUUCUCUCACUCCACUCAGUCUGUGUUGGUUCCUUGCCUUAUCUUUAAUGUUUAAAGAGGAAAAUGAUUUUUGCGCAAAUGUUGUUCAAACUUUUAGGAUUCUUCCAUUUCACUGCCUUGUCUUCUGCACUGAUGUUAUUCUUUUUCUGCCCUUUUCAAUGUUUCAGUUGAAAUACACAUGAUGUGGUAUUAUGCUCCAAGAUGUGCUUACCGUGCAUUAUUUGUUGAUCUACUGUUGCUCAUUGUUUUCUUAAUUUUUAAAAUAAACUUGAAAAAAUAA
Electrophorus electricus (electric eel) is the source of this 2489-nucleotide messenger RNA. RefSeq names its product serpin peptidase inhibitor, clade H (heat shock protein 47), member 1b (gene serpinh1b). NCBI's taxonomy places the organism in Eukaryota, Metazoa, Chordata, Actinopteri, Gymnotiformes, Gymnotidae. Gene Ontology annotation, biological process: collagen fibril organization; negative regulation of endopeptidase activity. The record is from RefSeq and is a predicted model, not a curated record. Gene Ontology annotation, cellular component: endoplasmic reticulum. Gene Ontology annotation, molecular function: serine-type endopeptidase inhibitor activity.